This is a messenger RNA of Zea mays, 1748 nucleotides long. RefSeq names its product phospholipase A1 EG1, chloroplastic/mitochondrial. The record is from RefSeq and is a predicted model, not a curated record. Gene Ontology annotation, cellular component: chloroplast. Lineage: Eukaryota; Viridiplantae; Streptophyta; Magnoliopsida; Poales; Poaceae. Gene Ontology annotation, molecular function: glycerophospholipid phospholipase A1 activity. The transcript has a single exon. Gene Ontology annotation, biological process: lipid metabolic process. Bases 82 to 1443 code for a protein of 453 amino acids.
UCAUCCUUCCACCUCUCGUCGCCGUCUAUGGUCUUCGUGUUCCCACCGCCAACGACACCAGCGCGCCUAGGUUGCUAGCUCAUGGCCUUGCCAGCCACCACAAAGGCAGCAUCGGCAAUGGCGUCCAUCCACCAGCAAUGCGGGGCCGCGACGGGCCCGCGCGCGCGGCGGCGAGUCCAGUGCCGCGGCGCGGCCAACAGCGUGGCUGCCGUCGCCGCGGCGCGCGCACCGGUGGAGGCAGCGCCGCCACGGCACGCGGCGCGGAGGAGCACGUCCACGGCGACCGUGGCGGGCAUGUGGCGGCAGCUGCAGGGGUGCGACGACUGGCAGGGGCUGCUCGAGCCGGCGGCGGUGCACCCGCUGCUGCGCGCCGAGGUGGCGCGCUACGGCGAGCUGGUGGACGCGUGCUACAAGGCCUUCGACCUGGACCCGGCGUCGCGCCGGCACCUCAACUGCAAGUACGGCCGCGAGCGGAUGCUGGAGGAGGUGGGCAUGGCCGGCGCCGGCUACGAGAUCACGCGCUACAUCUACGCGGCGGCGGACGUGACGGUGCCCACCAUGGAGCCGUCCACCAGCGGGCGCGGCCGCUGGAUCGGCUACGUGGCCGUGUCCACGGACGAGAUGACGGGGCGGCUGGGCAGGCGCGACGUCCUGGUCUCGUUCCGCGGCACGGUGACGCCCGCCGAGUGGAUGGCCAAUCUGAUGAGCUCGCUGGAGCCGGCGCGCCUGGACCCCUGCGACCCGCGCCCGGACGUCAAGGUGGAGUCGGGAUUCCUCAGCCUCUACACCUCCGUCGACAAGACGUGCCGCUUCGGCGGCGCGGGGAGCUGCCGGGAGCAGCUCCUGCGCGAGGUGUCGCGCCUCGUCGGCUCGUGCGCCAAGGCACGGCCCGGCGAGGACGUCAGCGUCACCCUGGCGGGGCACAGCAUGGGGAGCGCGCUGGCGCUGCUCUUCGCGUACGACCUCGUGGAGCUGGGCCUCAACCGCGGCGCGCCCGUCACCGUCUUCUCCUUCGGCGGGCCCCGCGUCGGGAACGCCGCCUUCAAGGCCCGGUGCGACGAGCUGGGCGUCAAGGCGCUGCGCGUGGCCAACGUCCACGACCCCAUCACCAAGCUCCCGGGCAUCUUCCUCAACGAGGCCACCGCGCGGGUGCAGGCGCUCCGCCCGUGGCGCGACUCCUGCUACACCCACGUCGGCGUGGAGCUGCCCCUGGACUUCUUCAGGAUGGGCGACCUGGCCAGCGUCCACGACCUGGGCACGUACGUCGCAUUGCUCAAGAGCGGCGGCGGCGGCGACAAGCCAGCCGCGGCCACUCGACGCAGCGACGGCGGCGUGCUGGCGAAGGUGGUGGAGUUCGUGGGGCGGCGACGCGCGGGCGCCUUGCCAUGGCAGGACGCGGCCCUGCAGAUGGGCGGCCUGGUGCAGACCCUGGGGCUCAUCUGAGUCUGUCUGACCUCAGCAACCGUCGGCCGUGAUUAACUGCUCAGUAGUGAUCCUCUUGGAUAAUUUUAUUUUUUAGAGGAUCGCUUCACUUGUUUUUUUUUUGUACAGAUCGAUUGAUCGGUCCAUCGAUCAACGUAGCCCGAUCCUUCUCAGGGUUGAGAUCGAAAGGGGAUUUCUUUGUUUAAAUUCGUUUUUUUCUCGUUGGCUCAUAUACAGCGAACAUACAGCCAACGACCAUGUAACGGAGGCAAAGCUUGCUCGAAAAAGGGCAGACAAACACGCAAAGCCAUAUCAUCUGUUCGAUU